GACACCCCCCCGGACAGACAGGACACCCCCCCGGACAGACAGGACACCCCCCAGGACAGACAGGACUCCCCCCAGGACUGCACUGUCUGUUCAGUUAGAGCGCCUCCUGUUGAUCAUUCUGCAGUACUGCAACAGACGAACAGGACCCCCCCCCCCCCCCCCCCCCGGGACAGAAACAGGACUCUCUGCUUGGAUCUGUUUUAUAUUCUAAACUUAAAGAAGUGGGAAAGGAGGAUCAGAAGGCAUACAUGGGUAGAUUUAAAAAAGGAUGGAUUUGAUGGACCGAUGGGUGUGUGGGGUCAAAUUAUAGGUCUGCUACCGACAGAUGGAGUGGUGGGUGGAUGGAGCGAGGCACCCAGCCAGAGAAGACCUAAGAGUAAUGCGUUAAUGUGUGUUAAAGAACAGGAAGAGACUGUUGGAGACGUUUCACAGUACUUAUUAACAUACUGAACAUUGUCCGGAGGACGACAGAGACUAGAAAACACAACGUGGAACAGCCAAACCCAUAGGCUCCAUGUGCAAUGGGCUUUUUAUUUUGGGAUCAGCGUUGGAAAGAAGAAGAACUGAGCUUGUGAUUGAAAUCACACUAUGUUGCAUUGCAGACGGGAGAGAAAUAUCUGUUUAAUAUGUAUACCAGAAUCAGAAAAGAUAUGUCUAUGUAAAAAAAAAAAAAUCUAUGCUUUCCCCUCCCUCUCUUUUUGUAAUUUAAAAUGAAGUUUUGAAAUCCUUUCUCUGAGUUGUUGAAAAGUUUUACCUCUGUCGUAGCGUUUUCCUGAAAGAAAUAUGUUCCUUUUUUUUUUUUUUAAGAGCUGUUUUUGCUUCUCUUUUCUUUCAUUCUUCUGCUUGUUUUCUCAGUUUUUUCCUGUGGUUGGAUGGAUGAACGGACGUGAAUUUCGGACGGUGACCAGUCUCAGGAGGGUGGGGAGGGACGCUGGAGAAGCGCAUUUCAUCUCUUUAAAAUUGCACUUUGGAGAAAAACUGAAAACAUUGAGUUCUGGGAUUAAAGUUCAACAUGGACAAACAGAAAUAAAGACUGAUCUGGGAUGGUUUCUACUCCUGGCUGAUCUGUUGUGUCUCUCAGAUUAAGUGAGGUCACCAGUUGCUAUGGCUACUACAGCUUGCUAACCGUGUCCCAAAUGACACCUUGUUCUCUAGCCCACUACUUCUGACCAGAGUUCUGUCUUGGUCAGAGGUAGUGCCCUCGGCUGUAAAACGGGUGUUAUUUGGACAGUGUUUCCUGUUGAUGUGCUUUUAUUCUACACAUCCAAAUCAGCCAACUGGAAGACACUUAAGUAAAACAUUCAGCAAUUCCAAGAAUGUUCUGCUUUCAAAAUGCCAAACAUCAGGCUUACUCCUUUUGUCACGGUUUUGCUUGAUAAUCAUUUUGAAAAUCUGACUGUACACAUUCAUACAUCAACAUAAAAAAAGUUAAAUCUAAUUUGUUUUGGAAUGAGUAGACAUUGGUACAUUACAUUCUUGCCUUAUUUAAAAAGAAAAAAGUUAUAUUACCACAGUAAAAAACAUCCUUUAGGAUUUUCUAUCAUGAUUUGGAACACAAAUAAGCAAAUUAAUUUUUGAUGAGGGAUAACUCCUACUUUGAAGAUCUCCAUAUUAUAAAAAUGUUUUAUACUGAUGAGUAUUCCUCUCGCCUGUUAGUCUGUUCUGCACACAGAACAAAUAGACACUCUUGCAUUGUAGGUCAUAAAAUAAUUCAUGUUCCUGUCAAUGAUUGUGACUUUUUCAUUUGGCUUAGAAUGAACAGACCAGAUUUGUAUGACAAACUAGUAAAAGAGCAAUAGACCUCAUACAGGUUAUCAAACACAAUCAUUUACAGUAUUUCCUACAAAUUCACCAGCUCUUUAGUGGAAGGCAGGUUAUUUUUGUCCUAUCCAGAACAACCAGUUCCACGUGUUUGACCGUGGUUUGGGACUGUUCUACAGAACUUCCAGUUGAGCGUGGUUUGGGACUGUACUACAGAACCUCCAGUUGAGCGUGGUUUGGGACUGUACUACAGAACUUCCAGUUGAGCGUGGUUUGGGACUGUACUACAGAACCUCCAGUUGAGCGUGGUUUGGGACUGUACUACAGAACCUCCAGUUGAGCGUGGUUUGGGACUGUACUACAGAACCUCCAGUUGAGCGUGGUUUGGGACUGUACUACAGAACUUCCAGUUGAGUGUGGUUUGGGACUGUACUACAGAACUUCCAGUUGAGCGUGGUUUGGGACUGUACUACAGAACUUCCAGUUGAGCGUUGUUUGGGACUGUACUACAGAACCACCUCCCUGAAUUAGCCAGCUAACCUUAGUAAACAACCAACAUAACAUUUCCAGGUUAAUUUGGAAAACUAAACGUGUCAUUUUAGGUUAUUUAAAUGUGACUAUGACUACAAUUUCAAGCUAGUCUCCAAUAAUAUUUCAGAAUAGAGGCAAGUGAGCCAGCUAAUGUAUUUGUAAUACAGCCCUUUGGCUGUGGACUGAAGAAUGUUUUCCUUGUCAGAACCUUUGGGUCCUACGGUGUUAAUGUUGGACUAGAAGGGCUCUGGGAAGUGGGUCCAGGGUCAUAUGUCCACUGUAAGUGACCAGAACGUAAUAGGACAAAGUAAACAGAACAUGUCAGUGCAUUUGGGGUGAGUGGCUUGUCCUACAAUGUAGCCCAUCAUUAAACAAAGAUGUGACCAAGGAAUUCCCUUUCCAUAUAGAAUCUGGAUUUGAUGAAAAGUUGAUGUGAGGCUCGAUGUACUAGACCCCUCUAAGGUUGCCAGAGGAUAUUGGUUCAGAACCCUCAGUAUUUAAAAAAUGACUGAUUCCAUGCACUGUAUACAACUUUCACACACUUGAUAUCUAUGCUCCAUUGGAGUCUCCAUACGUGAUCCAAAAUACGUAGCUUAUUUCACAACAAUAGUAAACAUUCUCACUGAAAUGCGACGUUCAGACAACUCAACAAUUGAUAUGAUACAACGCUUCUUAUCUGUUGUUCAUUAAACCAUAAGCAAUUGUGCAUCUUAAAAAUACAAAAAAGGACACAAUAAGAAAUGAAGUCAACCCGCUCCACGUUUCGGAAAACAUGUAAGCAUCACGUGAGAACAGCACCAAAACUGCGUUAUCUAUUGGUCCAGACCUGGAAUGGGUCCCUUUUCCUUAUACGUCAAAACCGUCGGCCAUUGUGGUCACAACUCGUAACUAGCGUAACUAUGUUGCUCCGGGGAACACCAGAGGUCAAUCCGACGGGAUGAAGCGUGAUAUUUUAAUAGAAUUUGGUCAUUAUUCACACUGAAUCGAUUACAGAAAUAUAUUUUAGGCGGUGUGUUUAUUGACGCCGGAUGUUUUGAACCGGGCGCUCCCGCUGGUUUGGUUAAGUUAACCGUCACCGGUUACCAGGGAGAGGUAGAGGUGUUCUCACACUUCGGGGGAAUGUUUUUUUCUUCCGAUAGCUGUCAGCUGACCCUGCGGACACUAACACAUCAUUUUGAGUGAGCAUAACAAUGUAUUGCAGGAGGAAUAUCGAUUUGUAGCUCGUCACGGUGGAUUUGUUUUGCUCGUUGACGCGCUAUUCAGAUAGCGCUCAAAUAGAAUAACACGUUGGGUUGAGGAAUCCAACUAUCUCCUAAUAUCUUAAACAACUAUUUUGUAGAACACAGCAUUGUGCUAUAAAAGUUGCCGAUUUUCGACAAAAUCAUGGCAGACUACACCGAUCGGUCUCUACCCAUCUGGCGGCGGCUAAGUUACUCUGUAGGGCACUUUCUGAACGAUCUGUGCGCCUCAAUGUGGUUCACCUAUCUGCUGGUGUUUUAUCACUCCGUACUGGGUUUCCAUAACACCUAUGCAGGCGUCUUGCUGCUAGUGGGACAGAUAGCGGACGGGGUCUGCACUCCUCUUAUCGGCUACGAAUCGGACCGAACGCCCGGCUUUCGGACCUACGGAAAGAGGAAGACAUGGCAUUUAGUGGGGACGGUCAGUGUGCUGGUGUCCUUUGCCUUCAUCUUUAACCAGUGUCUGGGCUGCAACCAGGACACACCCCAGUGGGUGAGCCUCACCUACUUCAUCCCCUUCAUCAUCAUCUUCCAGUUUGGCUGGGCUGCCACUCAGAUCUCACACCUCUCUCUCAUCCCUGAGCUUGUGUCCUGCGAACACGCCAAGGUGGAGCUCACUGCAUACAGGUAUGCGUUCACGGUGAUGGCUAACAUAACGGUGUAUGCUGUGGCCUAUCUGCUGUUCCACCUCCAGUCAGAGUCCGAUCAGGAACCCACCCUCACUGAGACUUUGGGGCCCAUAGAUAUAAAUAUAUUCAGGAACUUGAGCCUCAUAGUUCUGGGUAUUGGUGCUCUCUUCUCUCUCGUCUUCCACCUGGGCACGAAGGAAACAAAAGGGGGCGAAGGGGAGAAGGAGGUAAAGAGGGACGAAGAAGAGAGCGAAGAGGACGGAGAGCGCCGGCCCCUUAUCCCUGGCCUAAAGGCCAUCUCUCCUCCCCAGCCGCUGCUGAGUUGGAAAUGUUGGCUGGAGCAGCCUUCCUUCUACCAGGUGGCGUUUAUCUACAUGGCAACAAGGCUGAUGGUGAAUCUGUCACAGACUUACAUCUCCAUGUACCUCACCAACUCACUAAUGCUGCCAAAGAAAUACAUUGCCACCAUUCCCCUGGUGAUGUAUGUCAGUGGCUUUGCUUCCUCCUUUAUCAUGAAGCCGAUUAGCAGACGAAUCGGCAAAUGUAUGACUUACUUCGUGGGCCUUCUGUUGAUUAUGGCCUUCUCCUAUUGGGUACUGCUGGACGACAAGAUGGGCGACCAGAUCUAUGUGACGGCCAUCCUCCUGGGGGCGGGGUCAGCCACCAUCCUCGUGAUGUCACUCUCUAUGACAGCUGACCUCAUCGGGGACCAGACGCAAAGUGGAGCGUUUGUUUAUGGGGCGAUGAGCUUCACGGACAAGGUGGCGAACGGAUUGGCUGUCAUGAUCAUCCAGACAAUGCACCCCUGCCAUACCCAGGUGUGCUGUCCGGCGUGUGUGUGGUACUACCAUGACGUCAUGGUCAUCGUAACAGGGGGCGUGGCCGUCGUAGCGGCCAUCAGUCUCUGCACCAUCCUAAUUUGGCCAAUCAGGAUUGUCCACCGUGUCCCUUGCAUCUCGGGUCUGAUCGACAGUGAGGCUCAGGAUCGGUCUGAGUACAGCUCUGACCCACCUGGAACAGGUCCAGCGGUCAACUAAGAGCAGGAAGAGGUGAUGAGGACCGCAGGUUUAUCUACCUGGGAAGACUAGGAAUUUAUUUGGGAGAAAAUGCACCAAGAAGUUUACACAGCAUUCACCGUUCCACUAAGUUAGCAUUAGCAUCUUAGCUGCUCAUCAUCAGAUUUUACCUUUGUGUUCCUGGAGUCCGGCUAGUGUGUUGAUCCAGCUGUAGCAGGCACCAGGGACCAGUUGAAUGCUGGGGAGCAGCACUUCAGCACUACUUGUCUCCGCUCGGCUAUGGCUCAGUCUGGCAUCUCAAUGUCUGGCCCUCGCCUCUCAACUGGAAACACUAGGUCCUCUCACCUGACUCCCAAGCAGCCAGCUGACAUCCCUGUUGGACGGUAAUUAUUCCUCUGAUCUGGAGGAAUGUGGAGGGACAGGCUCCUCUCUGGAUCGCGGGAUACAUACCACUGUGUCAAUGUUAACGUCCUGGUCAAUACAGCAUAACGCACAAAUAAUGUGAGGGUGCCUUUACGAAGACAAUGUAUUUAGUAAUUCAGUCUGUUUUGGUCAUUAUCGACACCUGAUGCUGCAGUGGAUUUAAUUAGUUGAUUCACUUAAUUGAUUCAAAUUGAAUCUUGCAAUUAAUUUAGUUAUUUUUACAGGACCUCUACUGUUUGUGAUUGCCUCUACUGUUGAGUACAGCAUGGUCAAUAUCAGACCUUUAUCCAGACUGACACCACCACAUGGUCAAUAUCAGACCUUUAUCCAGACUGACACCACCACAUGGUCAAUAUCAGACCUUUAUCCAGACUGACACCACCACAUGGUCCAUAUCAGACCUUUAUCCAGACUGACACCACCACAUGGUCCAUAUCAGACCUUUAUCCAGACUGACACCACCACAUGGUCAAUAUCAGACCUUUAUCCAGACUGACACCACCACAUGGUCCAUAUCAGACCUUUAUCCAGACUGACACCACCACAUGGUCAAUAUCAAACUUUUAUUGGGACUUCAAACCUGUCAUGACUAGAUUCCUGUGAUUCACUAUUACUUAAAGAUGAUUUCUGAUUCUUAGCUGCGGUUUGUGAAGGUAGCACUGUCAAGGCCAAAACGGGUCACCCAUCAAUGUUUACUAUGUAAAGUAUUUGCCAAUAUUUGCCCCAUGACAUCAAAACCAGUGUUCAUUUUGGCAGCUUUUUAGUCAUUUUAAUGUUUUUUGUUUUUAUCCUCCAACCGUAACUGACCAACGGGGCUACCACAGUUAAGAUGUGUCCAUGAUGGAAGGACGUAGCCGGAAAUAUUCAUUAGUUCAAAGAAAACAACAAGGUCUAAAAUGACUAAAUGAAAUUAAUGUUUUUACAUACCCAAUUACGUAGCUACCACUAUGUACAGAAUCAAAAGGUGCUUUCCAACCAAAUUACACGUUUGUCCACCGUUUUAAUAGGUAAGGCUAAAAUAGGUGAAAAUAUUAACCACUCACUUUCAAAAUAGGAAUUGGACAAUGGCUAACUAAUCAUUCACAUUCACAUUACUCUGAAUGGAAUGUGAAUGAGAAUGAUGGCUAACUUCACACUCACAUUCAGUGUGAAUUCACAUUCACAUUAAAAGUCCCAAAUGCAUCUUCAGUACGUUGGUAUAUGCCAAAUAAAUUGAAGUAAAAAACCAAGUAAAGUGACAUACACUGUUUCAGUGUUGCAGUGUACUUUCAUUACAGGUGAGAUGUAAUUAUAAGCAUUUGUCUUUUUUUGCAUUUUACAGCCAGCAUCAUUUGAAGGGUUUUAAUAACGCACUCUGUUUGUUGUGAACUGUCUAACUUUUUCUUUGUGAUUCCUUAUUUUACUUGACGUUUAUGACAGGUAUUUAGGGACGGGGAUAAGAAGGGAAUUAAUUAAUGAUCCUGAUUCCAGGAGAAUCUUAUGAAAAAGGCAUAAUGAUUUAUAUAGUGCCGUGACAAAGUCUUUUCCGCCUUCCUGAUUUAAUCUAUUAUUACAUAUUUGUCCCAAUGAAUGGUUUCAGAUCAUCAUACCAAAUGUUAUAUGACAAAGGGAACCUGAGUAAACCUCAGAAUUCAGUUUUUCAAUGAUUCUUAUAUUUUUUGAAGUAAAAAUGUUUCCCAACAA
This is a messenger RNA of Esox lucius (northern pike), 7281 nucleotides long. RefSeq names its product major facilitator superfamily domain containing 12a (gene mfsd12a). Bases 3676 to 5196 code for a protein of 506 amino acids. Gene Ontology annotation, cellular component: membrane. Gene Ontology annotation, biological process: carbohydrate transport. The record is from RefSeq and is a predicted model, not a curated record. Gene Ontology annotation, molecular function: symporter activity. Lineage: Eukaryota; Metazoa; Chordata; Actinopteri; Esociformes; Esocidae. The transcript is spliced from 10 exons.